AUGGAAAAAAAUCAAGCACGAGAAGAGCGUCUAAAGAUGCUUCGUGAACGCACGAGACAAUCAACUCAUGAAAAUCGAAAAGAAUUGGUAAAAGAGAGCGCAAGAGAGAAAGUAGAUCCUUCUCUAGAGCACCGGUUAGAACGAAAACGUUUGGAGGCAGAAGAGGAAUUGGCAAGAAUAGAAGCUGAAGAGAACGGAGAAGAUUAUGAUCGAAAACGUGCUUGGGACUGGACGAUUGAAGAAAGUGAAAAGUGGGAUCAACGGAUUCGCCGAAAACAGCAAACAAAGAAAGCAGCAGAUUUUACAGACUACCAUGAACAAGCUCAAAAAGAUUACAUGAGAGGUAUACGCGAACUGAAACCCGAUUUGCAAAAGUACAGGAACGAAAAAGAACAGCAAAACGAUCAAAAUUCCGUUUCGCUGUAUGACGAAGCUGACCGACUCGAUUGGGUCAACAAUAAACCCGAUAAAGAGAAAGUCGACCGCUUAGUCGAGGACAUUCAAAAGCAAGACAUGCGACGACAAAAGAAUAACAAACGAAAGGGACAAGGCAACGAAGAUCACAUCACUUUCAUCAAUGAACGGAAUCGUAAAUUCAACCUCAAACUUCAAAGAUUUUACUCCAGAUACACAAAGAACAUUCAGGAAGAUUUGGAACGAGGUACUGCUUUAUAA
Molecule: messenger RNA, 675 nt
Organism: Schizosaccharomyces octosporus yFS286
Lineage: Eukaryota; Fungi; Ascomycota; Schizosaccharomycetes; Schizosaccharomycetales; Schizosaccharomycetaceae
Product: SYF2 family splicing factor
Exons: 2
Coding region: 1-675 (224 amino acids)
Cellular component (GO): Prp19 complex; catalytic step 2 spliceosome; post-mRNA release spliceosomal complex
Source: RefSeq, a predicted model, not a curated record